AUGGGCAACUCGCCUUCUUCGGUGGCACAGCCGCCGAUUCUGGAAAGCGAACUGACAACACCGUCUUUGCAGCGUCAUUCUCACCCUUGCGAAGACAGCUGUGCCUAUCUCGUAGCAGCUCCUCGCUCCCAGGGUACACAUGUUCCUGACUCGUACACGUUGGAUGUAUCGUCAGACGCCACACUUUGCUGCAGCCGGACACCGCGUUCUGGGUCUGUUUCCUUCGUAUCCAGGGAGGAGGCUCUGGUGAAGGCGCGCUACUACAAGGAGCGGAAUCCUGAACUAGCUAAACAGGCUUACCUCUUUGCUCUAGGCCUCCAGCCUGCCAACUUCCCUGGAAAGCUGCGAAAUGCCGAAGGAUUUAACGAAGGCGGAAGCUGCGGCUGCUCGUUUGUGCGGUGCAACAUUCCCCAGCCUGUCGGUUCAUGCGGGACUUCUGACCAGUUUAGUCACUCCACGGUUCAUGAGUGUGGGAAUGAAGAGCCCAUGCAGAAAAUGCGCAGUGCAGAGUUUGCGUCAACCGCCUUCACCAGCGGCAACGUAUCUCGCCUGCACACGGACGACCUCGAUGAGCUCGUGGUGAACAACCCGGCGGCCAAAAGGCUACACAUAGGCGGCAUCUCCGCCUACACAACAGGAAAGGAAGGAAUUUGUCAGCUUGAUGACAGCGACUUUAGGGCUGAGAUCCAUGCGGAACUUGCACAGCUGUACCUCAGUUGCGGGGAGCCUCGCAAAGCCAUGGAGUGCUACCAAUGCGCAGCGAUGCUCGCGCCGCAUCAAUUGGCUUACGCAUACAGAAGAGGAGUUGUUCUUCACCAGGUUGGUGAGCGCGAUAGGGCAAUAUCUUGCUUCCGAGAGGUCCUUCAGAACGACUCUACUUACAAACCCGCUAUUUUCAACUUGGGUGUUUGUCUGGCUGAGGACCCAGCAACACGUUCAGAGGCUCUGGGGACAUUCCAGCACUUGCUUUCUAUUGACCCGAACAAUGAAAAUGUCCUGGAUAUUAUCGCCGACAUCCACGAGCAAGAGGGGCGCGUGGCAGAAGCCUAUGCCGUGAAGCAGCGCGUUGUCACACUUGACCCUUCAAACUUCCGAGCAGGGAGAGACCUGGCGAGGCUGGAGUCGACUCUUCUGGAUCGUGGAGGUAUUCCUGGGUAUGUUACGCUGAACUAA
Molecule: messenger RNA, 1173 nt
Organism: Eimeria acervulina
Lineage: Eukaryota; Apicomplexa; Conoidasida; Eucoccidiorida; Eimeriidae
Product: TPR domain-containing protein, putative
Exons: 3
Coding region: 1-1173 (390 amino acids)
Molecular function (GO): protein binding
Source: RefSeq, a predicted model, not a curated record